GGCCGGAGCGGGGCGAGCGCAGCGGCCGCCCAGGCGCCCAGGGCCGGGCUGCGGUGGCGGCGGCGUUCCCGCCGGGCCUCGCGCGCGCUUCCCUAGCUGUCGGCGGCUGGCCCGCGGCAGAGGUCAAGAUGGAAGAGAUCCUAAGGAAGCUGCAGAAGGAGGCGUCCGGGAGCAAGUACAAAGCCAUCAAAGAGAGCUGUACCUGGGCCCUGGAAACCCUCGAUGGUGUGGAUACCAUUGUCAAGAUCCCCCCACACUUGCUGAGGGAGAAAUGCCUGCUGCCCCUCCAGUUGGCUUUGGAAUCCAAGAAUGUGAAGCUGGCUCAACAUGCCUUGGCAGGGAUACAGAAGCUCCUGGCGGAAGAGAGGUUUGUAUCCAUGGAAACGGACUCUGAUGAGAAGCAGCUGCUCAAUCAGAUCCUGAACGCUGUGAAAGUGACGCCUUCCCUCCACGAAGACCUGCAGGUGGAAGUGAUGAAGGUUUUACUCUGCAUAACCUACACUCCAACCUUUGACCUGAAUGGGAGUGCAGUGCUGAAGAUCGCGGAGUUGUGUUUCGCAUGCCAUAAAGCUGGAUGUCCACAAAUGCAUGAAAUGAUCAAAAUGUCCCUUACGACACUCCUCACUGCCCUGUGUCUUUGUGCCUCCCCUGGCGAUCCACGGCCUGUGGCUUUUCACGAGGUGUGCAUUGAAACAUACAUAUGUAGCUGUCACCAGCGUAGUAUAAACACUGCUGUGCGGGCAACUCUCAGUCAAAUGCUGAGUGACUUGACUUUACAGUUACGACAAAGGCAGGAGAACACGAUAAUUGAAAACCCGGAUGUCCCCCAGGAAUUCAGGAGUCAAGGGUCAACAGUAGAGUCCCUCUGUGAUGACCUUGUCUCCGUGCUCACUGUUCUGUGUGAGAAGCUCCAAGCCGCCAUCAAUGACAGCCAGCAGCUGCAGCUCCUGUACCUGGAGUGCAUCCUGUCCGUGCUCAGCAGCUCCUCCUCCUCCAUGCAGCUGCACCGAGGCUUCACAGACCUCAUCUGGAAGAACCUUUGCCCCGCUCUCAUCGUGAUCCUGGGGAAUCCGAUUCAUGAUAAAACCAUCACCUCUGCACACAGCAGCAGCACGAGUACCAGCGUCGAGUCAGACUCUGCGUCUCCUGGGAUUUCCGACCACGGCCGAGGUUCAGGCUGCUCCUCCACGGCGCCAGCCCUGAGCGGGCCGGUGGCCCGAACCAUCUACUACAUCGCGGCUGAGCUGGUGCGGCUGGUGGGGUCGGUGGACUCCAUGAAGCCUGUGUUGCAGUCCCUCUACCACCGUGUGCUGCUCUACCCUCCACCCCAGCACCGUGUGGAAGCCAUCAAGAUCAUGAAAGAGCUACUCGGGAGCCCAAAGCGUCUCUGUGAUUUGGCAGGACCCAGCUCCACUGAACCUGACCCGAGAAAAAGAUCAAUUUCAAAAAGAAAGUCUCAUCUGGAUCUUCUCAAACUCAUCAUGGACGGCAUGACAGAGGCGUGCAUCAAGGGCGGCAUCGAGGCCUGCUACGCCGCCGUGUCCUGCGUCUGCACCUUGCUGGGGGCCUUGGAGGAGCUCAGCCAGGGCAGGGGCUUGAGCGAAAGUCAGGUCCAGCUGCUGCUGCUGCGCCUGGAGGAGCUGAAGGACGGGGCCGAGUCCAGCCGUGACUCCAUGGAGAUCAAUGAGGCCGACUUCCGCUGGCAGCGGCGAGUCCUGUCCUCGGAACACACACCCUGGGAGUUGGGGAAUGAGCGGAGCCUUGACAUCAGCAUCAGCGUUACCACGGACACAGGCCAGACCACCUUGGAGGGAGAGUUGGGUCAGACCACACCCGAGGACCACUCGGAAAACCCCAAGAAUGGCCUCAAGUCACCAGCCGUCCAGGAGGGCAAGGAGACUCUGAGUAAAGUGUCAGAACCGGAAACCGUGGACCAGCCAGACGUGGUUCAAAGGAGCCACACGGUUGCCUACCCCGAUAUAACCAACUUCCUGUCCGUGGACUGCAGGAUGAGGUCCUACGGAUCCAGAUACAGUGAGAGCAACUUCAGCGUGGACGACCAAGACCUCUCUCGGACAGAAUUCGACUCCUGUGACCAGUACUCCAUGGCAGCUGAAAAGGACUCCGGGAGAUCGGACGUGUCGGACAUUGGGUCUGACAACUGUUCUCUAGCUGAUGAAGAGCAGACCCCCCGGGACUGCCUUGGCCACAGGUCCCUGCGGACCGCAGCUCUGUCUCUCAAGCUGCUGAAGAACCAGGAGGCUGACCAGCACAGCGCCCGGCUGUUCGUGCAGUCGCUGGAGGGUCUCCUGCCGCGCCUUCUGGCCCUGCCCAGUGUGGAAGAGGUGGACUCAGCCCUCCAGAACUUUGUCUCUACCUUCUGCUCAGGUAUGAUGCACUCACCAGGGUUUGACGGGAACAGCAGCCUGGGCCUGCAGAUGCUGAUGAACGCAGACAGCCUGUACUCAGCAGCACACUGUGCGCUGCUGCUCAACCUGAAGCUCUCCCACGGUGACUACUACCGCAAGCGGCCCACCCUGGCACCCAGCACCAUGAAAGAGUUCAUGAAGCAGGUCCAGACCAGCGGGGUGCUGAUGGUCUUCUCCCAGGCCUGGAUUGAGGAACUUUACCACCAGGUUCUUGACAGAAACAUGCUCGGAGAAGCCGGCUACUGGGGCAGCCCUGAAGACAACAGCCUCCCCCUCAUCACCAUGCUGACAGAUAUCGAUGGCUUAGAGAGCAGUGCGAUUGGAGGGCAGCUGAUGGCCUCAGCUUCAAUGGAGUCUCCUUUCACCCAGGGCAGGAGAAUUGAUGACUCCACGGUGGCAGGUGUGGCAUUUGCUCGCUAUAUUCUGAUUGGCUGCUGGAAGAACUUGAUCGACACUUUAUCAACCCCCCUGACGGGCCGAAUGGCCGGCAGCUCCAAAGGGCUGGCCUUCAUCUUGGGAGCUGAAGGCAUCAAAGAGCAGAACCAAAAAGAACGCGAUGCUAUCUGCAUGAGCCUCGAUGGGCUGCGGAAAGCUGCGCGUCUGAGCUGCGCUCUAGGAGUUGCAGCCAACUGUGCUUCAGCCCUCGCCCAGAUGGCAGCGGCCUCCUGUGUCCAGGAGGAGAAAGAGGAAAAGGAAACCCAGGAACCCAGUGAUGCCAUAGCACAAGUGAAACUAAAAGUGGAGCAGAAGCUGGAGCAGAUCGGGAAGCUGCAGGGGGUGUGGCUGCACACAGCCCACGUCCUGUGCAUGGACGCCAUCCUCAGUGUCGGCCUGGAGAUGGGCAGCCACAACCCCGACUGCUGGCCACAUGUGUUCAGGGUGUGCGAGUAUGUGGGCACCUUGGAACACACCCACUUCAGUGAUGGCACCUCUCAGCCCCCGCUGACCAUCAGCCAGCCCCAGAAGGCCCCCAAAGGCGGACUCCUUGGGGACCCGGCGAGUGAGGGCUCGCCCCAGGAGCAGAGCCUGGAGCAGGAGAGCUCCCUGAGCGCGGCCCCCAUCAUCCAGCCGCUCUCCAUCCAGGAGCUCGUCCGAGAAGGCAGCCGAGGCCGGGCCUCCGACUUCCGUGGGGGCAGCCUCAUGACGGGCAGUAGUGCCGCCAAGGUGGUGCUCACGCUGUCCACGCAGGCUGACAGGCUCUUUGAAGAUGCUACAGAUAAACUGAACCUCAUGGCUCUGGGAGGUUUUCUUUACCAGCUGAAGAAAGCAUCGCAGUCCCAGCUUUUCCAUUCUGUUACAGAAACAGUUGAUUACUCGCUGGCGAUGCCAGGAGAAGUGAAGUCCACCCAAGACCGCAAAAGUGCCCUCCACCUGUUCCGCCUUGGGGACGCCAUGCUAAGGAUCGUGCGGAGCAAAUCGAGGCCCCUGCUCCACGUGAUGCGCUGCUGGAGCCUCGUGGCCCCACACCUGGUGGAGGCUGCCUGCCAUAAGGAAAGACACGUGUCUCAGAAGGCGGUUUCCUUCAUCCAUGACAUACUGACGGAGGUUCUCACGGACUGGAAUGAGCCACCUCAUUUCCACUUUAACGAAGCUCUCUUCCGACCGUUCGAGCGUAUCAUGCAGCUGGAGUUGUGUGACGAGGACGUCCAAGACCAGGUUGUCACGUCCAUCGGGGAGCUGGUUGAAGUGUGCUCCGCCCAGAUCCAGUCAGGCUGGAGGCCCCUGUUCAGCGCCCUGGAAACAGUGCACAGCGGGAACAAGUCCGAGGUGAAGGAGUACCUGGUGGGCGACUAUUCCAUGGGAAAAGGCCAGGCUCCAGUGUUUGAUGUAUUUGAAGCUUUUCUCAAUACCGACAACAUCCAGGUCUUUGCUAACGCAGCCACUAGUUACAUCAUGUGCCUUAUGAAGUUUGUCAAAGGACUGGGGGAGGUAGACUGUAAGGAGAUUGGAGACUGUGUCCCAGGACCCGGAGCUGCAUCCCCAGACCUGUGCCUCCCCGCCCUGGACUACCUCCGGCGCUGUUCUCAGUUGUUGGCCAAAAUCUACAAAAUGCCCUUGAAGCCAAUAUUCCUUAGUGGGCGACUUGCUAGCUUGCCCCGAAGACUUCAGGAGCAGUCAGCGAGCAGUGAGGAUGGAAUUGAGUCAGUCUUGUCUGACUUUGAUGAUGACACUGGUCUGAUCGAAGUCUGGAUCAUCCUCUUGGAGCAGCUCACAGCAGCUGUGUCCAACUGUCCACGUCAGCACCAACCCCCCACUUUGGAUUUGCUCUUUGAGCUGUUGAGAGAUGUUACCAAAACACCUGGACCAGGGUUUGGCAUCUAUGCAGUUGUUCACCUUCUCCUUCCUGUGAUGUCUCUUUGGCUUCGCCGUAGCCAUAAAGACCAUUCUUACUGGGACAUUGCCUCGGCUAACUUCAAGCAUGCCAUUGGUCUGUCCUGUGAGCUGGUGGUGGAGCACAUUCAGAGCUUUAUCCACUCAGACAUCAGGUAUGAGAGCAUGAUCAACACCAUGCUGAAGGACCUCUUUGAGCUACUGGUAGCAUGUGUAGCCAAGCCCACGGAAACCAUCUCCCGAGUAGGCUGCUCCUGUAUUAGGUACGUCCUCGUGACAGCGGGCCCAGUGUUCACGGAGGAGAUGUGGAGGCUGGCCUGCUGUGCUCUGCAGGAUGCCUUCUCAGCCACGCUCAAGCCGGUGAAGGACCUGCUGGGCUGUUUCCACAGUGGCACUGAGAGCUUCAGCGGCGAAGGCUGCCAGGUUAGGGUGGCCGCCCCGUCCUCCUCCCCAAGUGCCGAGGCCGAGUACUGGCGCAUCCGAGCCAUGGCUCAGCAGGUAUUUAUGUUGGAUACCCAGUGCUCACCAAAGACUCCAAACAACUUCGAUCAUGCUCAGUCCUGUCAGCUCAUUAUUGAACUGCCUCCUGAUGAGAAGCCAAAUGGACACACCAAGAAAAGUGUUUCUUUCAGGGAAAUUGUGGUGAGUUUACUAUCCCAUCAAGUAUUACUCCAGAACUUAUAUGAUAUCUUAUUAGAAGAGUUUGUCAAAGGCCCCUCUCCUGGGGAGGAGAAGAUCCAAGGGCCAGAAACCAAGCUGGCUGGCUUCCUCAGAUACAUCUCCAUGCAGAACCUGGCCGUCAUCUUUGACCUCCUGCUGGACUCCUACAGGACGGCCAGAGAGUUUGACACCAGCCCAGGGCUGAAGUGCCUGCUGAAGAAAGUGUCUGGCAUAGGGGGCGCUGCCAACCUCUACCGCCAGUCUGCCAUGAGUUUCAACAUUUAUUUCCACGCGCUGGUCUGUGCUGUUCUUAGCAACCAAGAAACCAUCACUGCUGAGCAAGUGAAGAAGGUCCUUUUUGAGGACGACGAGAGGAGCACAGAUUCGUCCCAGCAGUGUUCAUCAGAAGAUGAAGACAUUUUUGAGGAGACCGCCCAGGUGAGCCCUCCGAGAGGCAAAGAAAAGAGGCAGUGGAGGGCUCGGAUGCCCUCGCUCAGCGUCCAGCCCAUCAGCAACGCGGACUGGGUGUGGCUGGUCAAGAGGCUUCAUAAGCUGUGCAUGGAGCUGUGUAACAACUACAUCCAGAUGCACCUGGACCUGGAAAACAGUAUGGAGGAGGCCCCAAUCUUCAAGAGCGACCCUUUCUUCAUCCUUCCCUCCUUCCAGUCGGAGUCCUCCACCCCGUCCACCGGGGGCUUCUCAGGGAAAGACACGCCUUCCGAGGAUGACCGCAGUCAGACCCGGGAUCACGCUGGCGAGCCUCUGAGCCUGAGGGGGACCAGCGGGGAGCUGCUGCUGCUGCCCCCGAGCCCCAAGGUGGAGAAGAAGGAUCCCAGCCGCAAGAAGGAGUGGUGGGAGAACGCGGGCAACAAAAUCUAUACCAUGGCAGCCGACAAGACCAUCUCAAAGCUGAUGACCGAGUACAAGAAGAGGAAACAGCAGCACAACCUGCCCGUCUUCCCCAAAGAGAUCAAGGUGGAGAAGAAGGGAGAGGCGCUGGGCGCCAGGGGCCAAGGCUCCCCGCUGCUCCAGCGACCCCAGCACCUGAUGGACCAGGGGCAGAUGCGGCACUCUUUCAGCGCCGGCCCUGAGCUGCUGCGCCAGGAGAAGAGGCCCCGCUCCGGCUCCACAGGCAGCUCCCGGAGUGUCUCCGCGAGGGACGCAGAAGCCCAGAUCCAGGCAUGGACCAACAUGGUGCUAACAGUCCUCAAUCAGAUUCAGAUCCUCCCAGACCAGACCUUCACAGCCCUCCAGCCAGCAGUGUUCCCGUGUAUCAGCCAGCUCACCUGUCACGUGACUGACAUCAGAGUUCGCCAGGCUGUGAGAGAAUGGCUCGGCAGAGUGGGCCGUGUCUAUGACAUCAUUAUGUAGAAGACCCACCUUCCAGGCCCGAGGAAAAAUGCUAGGAGGGUUUAGAGUAUGUCUGCCAAUCCAACUGAUAGCAUUUUCCUCACCACUAGCCCCAGUGUCUCAGAGAACACCCAGUCCGUCCCUAACUAAUCAGCACUGGGGCUAUUCUGGAUAUUAUGGUUAUAUGUGGAUGACACAAGUGAUAUUCUAAUUUUGCAGAGCAUUUCUGAAGAGUCUACAUGCCUUGACUCAUUUCUAAAUCUUAUUUCCCAAUGCAUUUGCCUGUCCUGUUAUCCCCAAAUGGGUCACUUUUAAGGACCACUCCUAUGAAAACACUACAUUGAUCCACUGAUUCCUUAUUUUAAAAAAUGCAAUAGCUAAAGAAAUAUCUGGUGGUAAGUCAAGCUGAUGUACACGCAGACAUCUCAUAUCAGACAGGAUUAAUUGGAAAAAGAUAUAUAUUAUGAUUAUGAGUUCGGCAGGGAAGAAACAGUUAGAAAAAUGUAUUCUUGGGUGUCCUAAUCAAGAAAGGGAAGAUCCACUUCCUCUGUAAAAUAUUCCAGAAUAUUUCAAAAUUGUUCCUAAGUUGUCAAGAUUUUCUGGUUGGUAUUUGCCAACUUCAUGUAAGGUACUGUUGUGCCUUCAUGUCCCUGCUUCUAAAGGAGGAAAGUUCUUUCCUGGCAGGGUUUUAAGCCUGUGGCGUGGAAACCUUUGAUGCACAGUACCCAGUGGUAUUGGCUGAUACAGUGCCAAAUGUCUUGACUGGCCACCCUGACAGUCCCAUUAGUCUUUGCUUUUGCUCCCAAGGCAAGAAAUGAAAAGGGAAAGCAAAAAUGGUGCCUUAGCUCCUUGUUGCACAGACAUUUCUAUGCUCCACAAUAAUCCGAAUAUAAGGUAUAACAUUUGGUUUUUAAGAAAACAAAACAACUCAGUUUAUAUCAACAUGUUUGGAAAAAAGGAACUCAAGAAUUUGCCGUCCAGUGAGCUUACUUCUCAGGGAAGGGGGCAGGAAGUAUAGGGGUAGGGAGACAGUUGGAAGGGGUGGGAAAAAAGAUGAUGAAACCAUUUAAAAUCUGAAAAUAUUAGACAACAAUCAUAUGAAUAGUGUCAUUCAUAUAUGCUGUAGUCUCAAAAUAACAUAAAACUAUAGGAGAAAAGGUCAUAGAAUGAAAUUUAGGAAAUAACAUUUUUCAAUUUAAAAUAUUUCUCCUCUCUGGCAAAUAGAUUGGCCAUCUGUUUGAGGCCUUUUUAUUCAGGCCAUUGUUUUAAGCAGAUAUUUUUUUUCCUCAUUAACACUAAACAGUUUGGAAUCUUUGUCUUAUUAUUUACAGUGUAUUUAAUAUUAAAUUAUAAAAGUGAUUGCAAUUCCUCAAUCAAGCCUACUCAUACACAUUCUAAAGAGUUAGUUGCCAAGAUAUAUGUCAUAAUUUUCCCAGCUCCUAAUAAUUAUUGAAAAUUGAACAUCUUAUCCCUAAAGCAUCAACUCUUCAGUAUGGAAGUAAGGAUUUAAAACUGACAGCUUUAUUCAGUGUUAGUAUUUUUAAAUUUUGUCUUCCAUGGGAAUGUAGAACUCUGUACAAGGUUAAGAGGAAGACAGGGCUCCCUGAUUUAUUUAGGCAUUCUAACGUAGAAAACCUUAUCAUUCGCUAUGCCAUCUAGAGAUCACCACAGAAUUCAGAAGACAUGUUUCCAGUUCCACAAAACACUCCUUGCCUUCAGUUUUAUAAUGCAGGUUUAGAGACAGAUGAACAAUUGAUCUUAACAGGCAAUGAGUUGUUGGGAUAGCAGUGAGUUGUGUUCUGUACUUUUGACUUUGUAUAUUUUUUAAGUGGAAUUCAAAGUUGGGUACUUUUUUUUUUUUAAAUGAAAGCCAUACACAUGGUUGUUUUCUUUCUUUUUGUAGCUUAGCUAAGGUUCAUUUUCCCGUGAACCUGUGAGUAUUCCACAAGCUACGGAAGUGAGAGAGGAGCUACAGCAAAGCAGAGUAUUAGCAAAUUAAUUACAAAACAUUUAUACCUAGCACUUUUUAUAAAGUACAAAAGUUCUAAGGAAGCCAGUCUCCAUUUAUGAAUGUCAUGUUCUAGAAGUUGUUAACUGCUUAGAAAUCAGAAUUUAUUCUCUAUGACGGGAUCCAUGGCGCAGUUAUGAAAACAAGUUUACCCCACACUGUAUUCAAACUCUGCUCUAGUACCAGCUUAAUUACAGGUCCCAAGAAUAAAAGAUAAGAGAAUGUACAUCUGUUCUCUACCUACAAUUUUGUCAGAGGGUUUCAGUCCCCUCGCAUCAUCUUUUCUCUAGACCACCCCUAGGCCUACAGUGGUCUUCAGCCCAUCUCCAUUGCCCACAUGCACUGUGCACCACAUCCAUGUCAGAUUUCAGCUGGAAAGUUAGCUAAGCCACAGUAAUACUUUUCAGAGUUAUCAGCAGUUUUCAAAAAGGACAUUGCUUGAUGCAAAUAAUCUCCAAAGAAUAGUACUUCAGGUCACAGUGAAGUCAGUCAAAUCUUCACAGGGAAAAAGAGAUAAUUAAAACCCCUUAGUUGAGUGGUCUCUUCCCGGAGUGCCCAGUCAGUCCAUCACUCUUCCUGAUGUUUCUGCCUUUUCCCAUCUCUUUCAUCCCCUCCCAUGGUCUCUGAAAGACCAAGGUCAAGACAAGUCUUUGUAGUUUCAACAGCUAGUACCAUAUAUUUUCAGAUCUAAGCAGAAUAAGAUUUUGCACCUUGCUUUUAAUUGCCUGUAUUUACUGCCAAAAAUGUGUUACCCUAUGGUUGAGAUUUAUUCUUUUUCUAGUAUUUUCAUAAAGUGUUCAUCUUUUCCAACUUGAAGAAGCACCUGUAAAACUCAAGUGCAGAAGAAUUCCUGACUGAACAGCCCAGCCAGUUACACCACAGUCUACAACAGAUUACUCCUUGCCACGGGAGAUUUGAGGGAGGGCCAAUAAAUUGCUCACGGCAUCUCUCCUACCUCGUGCAUCUUCUGAUCAGCUUUUACAGAUGCUUAGGCUGCCUCUUUACACCCUCUUGUCAUCUCUCCCCUUAUGAUUAUUUUUCUGCCUUCUCCAUCAAUACAAAACUAGGACACCUGUUUACCACUUUGAGGCUAUUUGACU
Molecule: messenger RNA, 9878 nt
Organism: Bubalus bubalis (water buffalo)
Lineage: Eukaryota; Metazoa; Chordata; Mammalia; Artiodactyla; Bovidae
Gene: ARFGEF3
Product: ARFGEF family member 3
Exons: 35
Coding region: 129-6791 (2220 amino acids)
Biological process (GO): regulation of ARF protein signal transduction
Molecular function (GO): guanyl-nucleotide exchange factor activity
Source: RefSeq, a predicted model, not a curated record